GGAGCGUUGCGAUUAGUUCGUUCGCCUCUUUAUCGUGCCGUUUCGUUCAGUUGCUCACGAGUCGCCGUCGCGCUACCACGACACUCACGCGUCCUUCCCGCGCAAUGAACCAGCCAGCCAACAACACAUAAACCAUCAAAAUGAAGCCUAAUCGGUUAUAACGUUUCGUUUACAAACCCAAUUUUAAUUUAGAUCGAAUAUAUAUAAUUAUUGUGAUAUUUAGUUAGUUCUCCGUAUUUUUAAUAUUUAUAAUCGUUACGAUGAAUUCAAUUUACUUUAUUUAAUAUUAUUAUUUUUAAUAUAUAAAAUAAAUUCAGUGCUCAAGAUAAUCUCAUUCCAAACGCGCAGUAAUUAUCUAGAAGUCUUACUACAACAAUUGCGAUGACUGCAAAAACUCGUUCACAUUGGAAGGAAUAUGGAACAGCACUAUGUGCUACGCUUAUCACCGCUACAGCGGGUACCUGCUACGGGUGGCCCUCACCUACUCUACCGUACCUACUAUCCGAAGAGAGUUCAAUCAAAACAACAGCUGACGAGGGAUCAUGGAUAGUCUCGAUAAUGAUCCUGUGCUCCGCGUUGACGCCUGUUCCCUCCGCCUACUUCGCCGACCGGUUCGGCAGGAAGACCACGCUACUCCUCGGUGCGGUGCCGUUCAUCUUGGGUUGGGUGCUGGUCAUCGUGGCCAACUCCGUCGCUCUUCUCUACGUGGCGCGGAUGUUCUCCGGCUUGGGCUAUGGAAUUGUCUACACAGUUGCUCCAAUGUACACAGGAGAAAUCGCUACCAAUCAAGUUCGAGGAGCCCUCUCCACACUCAUCACGUUAAUGAAUAAAGUCGGAAUUCUUGCCCAGUACUGCAUCGGUCCGUUCGUCUCGAUGCAAACCCUCGCUGCCAUCAACUUGAUCCUGCCCGUCACAUUUGUCAUCACCUUCAUCUUUUUGCCAGAAUCUCCUUACUACUACUUAAAAUUUGAGCGAAGUGAGAGAGCCGAGCGCUCACUCAGGAACCUACGCAGUGGCGACAUUAGAACUGAACUCAAAAGUAUAGAACUGAACGUUCAAGAAGAUAUGAAGAAUAGAGGAACUUGGGGAGACUUGAUCACUGAAGCUACCAACAGGAAAGCAAUGUGGAUUACGCUUGGUAUAUUCACGAUACAGCAGCUAUGUGGCAGUGCUGCUGUGGUGGCAUACGCGCAGGUCAUAUUCAACUGCACGACCAGCCCAGUCACUCCAAACAUUACUGGAGUAGAAAAUGUUACCUCUUCCGCUUCUAUAGAACCCUACCAAGAAUCUAUUAUUCUUGGUUGUGUACAAGUAGCCACCUGCGUCCUGUCAGUAAUACUCGUCGAUCGUGUUGGUAGAAAGCCCCUUCUGUUGCUAUCGGCUCUUGGAGUGGGCCUUAUGAACGGCACAAUUGGAACAUACUUCUACUUCGACCAUGUCAACAAAGAAGCCGUUGCACAUCUUCACUGGAUACCCCUCGCCGCUCUUCUCGUUUACAUCGUUUGCUACGCCAUCGGGUUGUCGACGGUACCCUACGUUAUCAUAGGAGAGAUGUUCCCGACCAACGUCAAGUUGUAUGCUUCCUGUAUCGCCCACAUCUACACCGGCGUCUCCAUGUUCGCUGUUCAAAAACUAUUCCAGGUGGUCAAAGACGCAUAUCAAAUAUACACAGUAUUCUGGGGAUUCGCCACGUUCUCGCUGCUGGGGCUGGUGUUCAUGCUGAUCAUGUUGCCGGAGACGAAGGGCAAGUCGUUCGCGAGCAUCCAGGCGCAGCUCAAGCGGGAGGUGGCCCGCGACAACGCUAAGAAACUGGCCACCGUCGAAUACUGAACGCCGGAGACAUCGUUGUCCGGAUAACUUCUCACUAGUUUAGCUUAAGCUUUACUUUAAUGUGUUUUAAGGGAUCAAGCAAGUUGGAAUGACAGUUAAGGAUAUUGAUACUUAAUGUUUAAUAUACUUAUAGCAUAGAAUAGUGUAACAACGUACAGUUUUCUAAAAAGUAUUGUAGACACUAUUACAAAAGUAGCCUGUGUAUGCACAGUAGAGGGAGUAUGGAGGGGGCCAAAAGGGCUGCGCCCGAGAAGGCGGUAAAAUCCUCAGGGUCGUAGUCGGCAGGCAGCGAGCGUGACCUGAUCACGCUCGCGUACAGCUUGGCUGAGUCCUUCGCCGUCCGCGUCUUGUUCGGACUCUUGAAAUCAACCAGGUACAGACCGAAGCGGGACCUGCAAAUGCAUUUACAACUGUGAAAAGAGUGAAAUUAGACAUUUCUGACUGA
Molecule: messenger RNA, 2275 nt
Organism: Helicoverpa zea (corn earworm)
Lineage: Eukaryota; Metazoa; Arthropoda; Insecta; Lepidoptera; Noctuidae
Product: facilitated trehalose transporter Tret1-like
Exons: 4
Coding region: 382-1830 (482 amino acids)
Biological process (GO): transmembrane transport; carbohydrate transport
Cellular component (GO): membrane
Molecular function (GO): sugar transmembrane transporter activity
Source: RefSeq, a predicted model, not a curated record